AUGUGGCUCAAGGAUUGUGCCCUGUUCCUUCAGGAGAUGUUACGACUCGAAGGACAAGGUGACAUUAGUGCAGAGCCCUGUUCCAGUUGUGGUAAUCUGCAUCCAGAAUAUCGAUGUGAAGACUGUUUUGGGAUUGAACUCCAUUGUUCCUCUUGCACAGUGGUGGCCCAUAAGGAUCACCCACUACAUCGAUUGCAGAAAUGGAAUGGUAAUUACUUCGAAUCUGCAAGUCUGAAGAGCCUUGGUCUCUGGAUUCAACUCAGUCACGCACUGGGCCAUACUUGUCCCAAUCCCCGUCGUGCAUUCAAUGAUGACUUCAUUAUUAUAGAUUCUCAUGGCGUCCACGAGGUAUCAUUGGAUUUUUGUGACUGCACUCUGGCGACAACCCAUGUACAACAACUCCUUCGCAUGUCACUCUUCCCUUCAACUACUGCGGACCCCAAAACAGCCGCUACAUUUCAUCUUCUAGAAGAAUUUCACCUCUUGUCUCUCGAGUCGAAGGUGUCUGCCUAUGAGUUUUAUUAUGCACUGAUGCGGAGGUCUGAUAACACGGGGAUCAGUCCUAUCAAGGACCGAUACAACUCAUUCAUGAGGAUGAUACAUGAAUGGCGUCAUCUCAAAAUGCUCAAGCGAUCUGGGAGAGCACACGAUCCCAACGGCAUUGAUGCAACAGCGGAGGGUGCAUGCACUGUUCUAUGUCCAGCCUGCCCACAGCCUGGGAAGAACUUACCAUCCAACUGGAGAGAGGCCCCCCCCGCCAAAAGCUGGUUGUAUGGCCUAUUUGUGGCCAUCAACGCAAACUUUCGGCUGAAAUGGAAAGUCGUGUCAAAGGAUAGUGUGGACCCUAGCCUUAGUAAUGGCUGGGGAUACUUCAUUGAGGAAAGUGCAUACAAGGCCUUCCUGAAUGAUAAUUCUGAUGUUAGCCAAGAGAAGUCUACUUGUUCGAGCCAUUAUGCGGUAAACAUGGCUGAUACUAAAUCAAAUCGUGGCCUGGAAGCUACAGGGCUUGGUACCAUCAACUGUGCUCGACACAAUAUGAAGUUACUGACGGCAGUCGGGGACCUCCAGAAAAGAGAAAAAUACAUGAAUAUGGAUUAUUUGUUUUUCUCGACCCUUUGGCAUACGACUGUCGAUAUUCUGAAUGUCUCCUAUGAUAUCGCGUGCCAGUGGAAUAAGAAUCUAUGGUGCCACAUGAUGUCAUUGCCCCCUUCCAUGCAACUGAAAUAUGACGCCAAGAAAAUCACUUUCUUUGUCCCUAAGUUUCAUCUGCCGGCUCACAUUCAACAAUGUCAAACUAGAUUUUUGUUCAAUUUUUCACCCGGCAUUGGACGAACAGAUGGAGAAGCUCUGGACACGAAAGAGAUGGGCCCAGGCGCAAGACGAGACACGUUGGGUGGUUUUUUUGGGGAUUGGAACUGGAGGAAAAUCACUGGUCUACGUCACACAAUGUUGCGUAAGAUGAAAGAUGCCUUGCUGGAAUUAUCAGAACAUGAAGCGGCCCUGGAUGACCUCAAAGAAUGGCUGAAAGAAGAAUACUCGGAAGCGCUGAGUAGGUGGAAAGAGGAAGUCGAGGCAUGGGAACGUGAUCCCUCCCAGCUGAACCCGUAUGAACGAAGUGUAGAAAAUAUCACCCUUGCCUCUGUGCGUCUCGAACUCGCAAAAGAGGAGGCAUCGGAAAUAGAACUUGGUGGCUCCCACGUGCUGCAUGAAGAUUGUUCACCUAGCGCACUGAUUAGCAGUGGCCUAGAACUCAAAGAGCAACAUAACAGUCUUCAGCGCCGGAUUGAGGCUUGGGUCAAGGUCCAGGAAUUAUACAUGCCAAUGGUCGCAGCUCUACGACGAGACAAGGCCAACGGUGUCGUCGCUCCUGAAUCUUUCCAGCUUUUGCUUCCUUCUCAGGUUGGCGGAACUGCUACUUGUGACCUCAAAUUUCAUACCAUUGAGUGGAAACUUCAAUAUGCACAAGCUCACAAUACCCUCCGCUCCCUACGUUCUAAUCUCCGCGCACAAACUGCUGUCCUCAAGUACAAGGAUCGGAAUCUUCGCGGUCAAGGCGCCAACACCAGAGCACAUAACACGCUCAAAGGGAUUGAUGCAAGGAUUGAGGCAGCAUCGACCCGAUAUCAGGAUGCACGCAAGGCGCUGGUUAUUCUCGCUCCCCUUGUCAAGGAGACAGGAUGGCAGUCCUCCCUGCAACCACUCAAUUGCAAAGAUAUCCGGGGAAUGUCAGAUCUCCUGUGGGGCCAGACCGAGGGAAGGCGCAAGCUGUCUUGGAUUUGGAAUAUGUGGGGUGCACAUGGUGAUGAGUUAGGCAAUGAUGGAUCUAUGAAAGAUAUGAGGAUUGAAUGGUGUAAAGCCAGGGCACCCGCAAUGCGGUGGAAGGAAGAGGUUGAGUUGUUAUGGGAGGAGAUGAGGAGGAUCCUACAGUUCUUUGAUUGGCAAGCCACGUCUUGGGAUGAGCACGUGAAUCAAAGCGGGUCCGAGAGUCCCACAGAAAGAGAAGGCGAGAUCACAUAUGCUCGACGUCAAGCAGCUUUGCGUCAUGCACUGUCAGUCGCAUGUCAGUCCAGUUGGGAAGUCUAG
Molecule: messenger RNA, 2583 nt
Organism: Suillus subalutaceus
Lineage: Eukaryota; Fungi; Basidiomycota; Agaricomycetes; Boletales; Suillaceae
Exons: 10
Coding region: 1-2583 (860 amino acids)
Source: RefSeq, a predicted model, not a curated record